Danio rerio (zebrafish) is the source of this 1842-nucleotide messenger RNA. NCBI's taxonomy places the organism in Eukaryota, Metazoa, Chordata, Actinopteri, Cypriniformes, Danionidae. The record is from RefSeq and is a predicted model, not a curated record.
ACAUGAGGCUUGUUUCUCCAACUGGCAAAUUCUCAUUCUCUGUCAUGAUAUGAGCUGACUCAACUCUUCAAAUAUGGACAACAGUACACAACCGGCGAACGUCACUAAAGUGAGCAGUGUGUUCACAAAUGAGGUUCUGCCAGUGCUCUACACCAUCAUCUGCGUUUGUGCGUUGAUUCUCAAUGGACUCGCCGCGUGGAUCUUCUUCAGACUUCCCAGCUCUUCUGCCUUAGUGGUUUACCUAAAAAACAUGGUGGUGGCGGAUGUACUAAUGCUGUUUUCCUACCCGUGGCGUGUAGUGGGCGACCUCGGUUAUGGUGGCUUCCAGCUGAAGCUAAUAGUUUGCCGUUACACGGCUGUGCUUUUCUACCUCAGCAUGUACACUGGAAUAGCCUUCAUGAGCCUCAUCAGCUUGGAACGGUACUUUAAAAUAGUCUGCAGCUCCUCCAGAGUGUCGUCGUUUCUCCAGCGCGUUUGGGUGGCGAAGGCUCUCGCGCUGUUAGCAUGGGGAAUCAUGAUAUUCUUCUCGCUGCCCAACACCAUAUUAAGCAACCAGCCCAUGCCUAAGGUUUUUUCCUGCAUGGCCCUGAAGAGUGAGCUGGGUCGGAACUGGCAUGUAGUUUCAGCCCACUUCAAUGUCGGGAUCUUCUGGGUGGCGUUUCUGCUGAUGGUGUUUUGCUACACAUCCAUCGCUUGCCAUGUGUAUCGCUCCUAUAAACGCGUGCAACGGGACAGCAGCGCAGCGGGACGGAGGUCAAAUCAGAGCAUCUUUAGCUUGCUGGCUGUGUUUAUCAUCUGUUUUGUGCCUUAUCACGUGUGCCGUGUUCCUUACACUAUGAGUCAAAGAUCCAAUUCCGGAUAUCAGCCACAAGACCGCUACGUUCUCUUCCAGAUCAAAGAAGCUACGCUCUUUCUGUCCGCCCUCAACGUCUGCCUGGAUCCUGUCAUCUACUUCUUUAUGUGCCGGAUAUUUAGAGAGUCACUCCUGUAGAAAUUGACUUCUGUAAAUCAAGAAAACAGGAGGCCUUCGGUAGGCACUGGGCUGAGUAUCAGCAACCUGUAGGAGGAAGAAUGUCUUGUGCGAUGGUUGUCUGAAAGAUGAAAAAAACUGAUAUUGAUGUUUUAAAACCACAGAUCAAGUCGUGGUUUCCUUGCACAGGAAAAUGCAGAAAAGGGGGUUAAGCCAAAGUAGGUCACACCACAUGGAUGUUUUUUAAUAAGUCCACCACGGCUCUAAAAAUCAAAUGAGUCACUGCUUUAAAGUAAAGUUGACCUGGAACUGACUUUUCCCCUGACUUGCACAGCUAAAAAUUAUGAUUCUAGAAACAAGGUUUCACAGAGAAGCCAUAUACAGUUUAACACUGUAUUAGUGUCAAAAACGUUUGUAUAAAUGAUUGUAUAUGCAUUGGUGAGCUUAUAAGUUUCUCAUGAAACCAUGAAUGGAAAUCUGAGUUGGUGAUUUACCGCAGUUGUUCGAGCUGUAGUAUUGCUGAAAGGCUAAACGUUAUCAGCAUGAUGGUGUAAAAACUGCACAUUUCCAGUCUAAACCAACUUCUGCAAUCUUAUACCAACAGCUGAAAAAAAUGCAGUUACAGCGAAAUAUGUGGGGGAGCGUUGCUUUUGUGGGAAUGUAUAUCUUUUGCAAUAUGGAGCAGUUAAAGUGUUUAACAGUAUUUUACAGAAUUCUUUAAAAUGUUUUUUGUUACAACUGAAUUAGCAUAAAAUAAAUGUAUGAAGUGAUAAAACACAAUAUCAAAUGGACCGAGACAUCUACAGUUGAAAUCAGAAUUAUUAGCCCCCUUUGAUUUUAUUUUAUUUUUUGAAUAUUUUCCAAAUUAUGUU